This is a messenger RNA of Arachis ipaensis, 1722 nucleotides long. Lineage: Eukaryota; Viridiplantae; Streptophyta; Magnoliopsida; Fabales; Fabaceae. The record is from RefSeq and is a predicted model, not a curated record.
UUUCACUAAAUAUGAGGUCUGGUCCAGUGCAUAAGGUGUGGAAGCUCAAAGUAUGUGUCAUUAGACUUUGGACCGUUUCUCAAUUUGCAAGAUCUGGGAUGAAGGCACCUAUUGAGAUGGUUGUCCUUGAUAAAGAGGGAGAUACAAUUCAAUGCACUGUAAAAGACAUAUUUGUUCCUAUCUUCGAGGGCUUACUCGCUGAGAGCAACGUGUACGUGGUCACUAAUUUUGGAGUUGCUUUGAAUACCAUCAAGUUCAAGCCUACUAGACACGAAUUUAGGAUCCAUUUCAAGAGGGACACGAUUGUGCGUCCGGUACAAGAUUCUUCAGUUUCAUUGAACGGAUUUAAUUUUGUUCCGUUCAAAACAAUUCAAUCAAAGUCUAAAGAAGAUGGUUAUUUAGUUAAUGUGAUAGCUCAGUUUGCUUCUAAGGGUAACUUGGUCGAAUUCACACGGACGGGAAGCCGUCAAGUUAUAUCACCAUAGAACUUGAUGAUCUUGAGUAAUGCUUAAUAUCUUUUUGAUAGUGGCUUUUGUUUUAAAAUCUUAUUUUGGAAUUUUGUGUCUCUCUUUAAUCUACAAGAAUUGCUAUUUCUUAUAGGGGUGGACAGAAAUUAAGGGUAACGUUGUGGCAGUCUUUUGCUUUUGAAUUGCUCAAAUAUCUAGAGGAACACCCGUGUCUUACCUAUGGUUAUUCUCCAAAUGGGCAAGAUGAAAUUUUAUAGUGGGGUCAUGGGUGUAUCUAACACAAACUACAAUUCGAAACUGUUUAUCAAUGUUGAGUUUCCAGCUGCCAGGGAUUUCUUUGCGAGGGUGAACAAAUUGGAUCCUGUUGACGGACAAGGCAUAAUGCCGCUGGUCUGUGGUCAACCUGUUUCAGAUGAGGAGGAUUUUUUGCGUCUGUCAGUCUACAAAACAAUUGCAGAGAUAAAGGAGCAUAAUCAGGAUGCUGUAUUUGUUACAGUCGGGACGAUUAAAGAAGUUGAGACUGAAUUUGGUUGGGGGUACAAAGGAUGUAAGAAGUGUCGUCGUGGCUUGAAGGAACUUGAUAAAAAAUAUUUCUGUCCCAAUUGCAUUAGAGACUACGGGUUUUAUGAGCCAAGGUACAUCAUCCACAUAAGGGUGAUAGACCACACCGAUGCUGCCUCUUUUGUUUUGUUCGAUGGAGAAGCUGCAAAGUUUCUUGGAGUUUCUACUAAGGACCUUAGGCAGUCUUGUGUGACUAAGGGUGUUGAGAAAAAUUCCUGUCCCGAAGAGAUUAAUAAGCUUAGGGAUAUUAAGUUCAUCUUCAAAGUGCAACUCAAGAUGAGGAAUCUGAACUCUUAUGAACCAUAUGUGAUUCAUGUGCUGAGAAUGACAAAUGAGAAUUCUCUGGUCUCUGCCUUCCUGGAUAAAUACAAUCCUGACACUGGCCUUUUGUCCCAUGAAAAUUCUGAACUAUUGAGUUUGUCUACUGGUCCAUACAACACUUCUAAGGCUUGUGAGAGUGAGCCAACUCCAUCACCUGCAGUUGAUGAGAAACAUAAUUCUAAGAUUCUCAGAGCUAAGAAACAUAUUGAAGAGAUUGGAGAUGAGUCAGUUUCAUCCAAAUCUAAGAAAGGGAAGUGGGUUGUGGUGGAGGACUAAAUCAACACGCCUCUACACAGUUCGAUUUAAAAUAUAGGAGAAUAAUUUAUUUAAACUAUUAUUUGAAUGAACUAUGGUUGUUUGAGAGUUAUUAGGA